Messenger RNA from Coffea arabica (coffee), 2031 nucleotides. RefSeq lists its product as uncharacterized. The record is from RefSeq and is a predicted model, not a curated record. Gene Ontology annotation, biological process: proteolysis. Lineage: Eukaryota; Viridiplantae; Streptophyta; Magnoliopsida; Gentianales; Rubiaceae. Gene Ontology annotation, molecular function: aspartic-type endopeptidase activity.
AUGGCAGAAGGUACGAGAUUCAGGACAUUGGAGGAACAAGUCAAGAGGCAGGAAAUCAAGCUCCAAGAACUGAUGGAAUCUGUACUUUCACAUCAAUCAGAACAGCUACAGCUUAAGAACAACUUAACAAUGGAAUUGGAAGAAAACAACAAACGGAUGGAGAAUUUGUUGUCAGGAAUGGAACAGAAUUUCAGCAAGUCUCUGGAUCAGAAAUUCAAUGCACUGCUAUCCAGGAUGACUACUGCGCAGGACAAGGUCGCGGACAGGGGAGAAAGAAUCAUGAUGGAUCAGGGACCAAUUCUUCCUACACCGCCGCCUCAUCAGAGAUUGCAACCAGAAGGAGAUCAGCAGAAUUCCUGCAAAAGAGAUUGGAGUAAGUACCAACUUCCUAAUCCUCCUAAGAUAGAUUUGCAUCUGUUUAGUGGAGAAAAUCCUAGGGAAUGGUUGCGCAAGUGUGAUAAAUACUUUAUGAAUUAUCAAAUUCUGGAAAAUCAGAAGGUUGAAAUCAUAGAAAUGUACUUAGAUGGAAGGGCGGAUAAGUGGUUCCAAGGUAUUAAACUGGAGAGGCCUGGAUUGAGUUGGACAGAAUUUGGAGAUCUGUUAUGCAAACGAUUCACAGACAGUAUUUGCAAGGAUAUAGUAGAGGAAUUUAAUAAGCUGCAACAAGGAGGUAGUGUGAGGGAAUAUCAGGAGCAGUUCGAAGAAUUGAAACCUCUAAUGUUAAUCAAGAACAGGAACUUAGAUGAGAACUACUUCAUUUCUAGCUUCAUUAGUGGCUUGAAGGAGGAGAUCAAACCUAUGCUACGGAUGCUGAAGCCUGCUACUUUGACUGAAGCUUUUGAGCUGUCUCAGUGGCAGGAGUACUCACUCAAGGUGCAGAAUAAGAACUCUAAACAGACGGGAGAGGGUAGGUUUGGAUUUUCAAGGGGUAAUACGUCAGUGGUAGACAGCAACACUUACAAGGUCCCUGUCAGUAAUGCUCUUAAGGGCCCUAGGUACAGUAAUAAGGUACAGGAGGAUGCUAAAGAAGUGAAGAGGAUCUCACCUCAGGAGUUGCAGUUUAGGAGAAGUAGGGGACUGUGCUUCAAGUGUGGGGAAAAAUAUGGCGUAGGCCAUCAGUGUAAGCAAGGGUAUGUUAACUGUAUGAUAUUGGAGGAUGAAGAGGAGGCAGUCUUUGAAGAUGCUGUGGGGGAGCAGGAUGAACAGACAGGGAAUCCAGGACAAACUAUGGAGCUGUCCCUACAUGCAUUGUCUGAAUCCCUGAGAAGGAAAACAAUUACAUUGACAGGCAACCUGGAUGGGGAGAAAGUUUUUAUUUUGGUAGACACGGGUAGUUCAGACAGUUAUAUCAACAGUGAAAUGGUAAUUGGAAUGGAUAUUGCCUACAGAAUGGUUAAGCAGCCAUUUUCUGUCAUAAUGGGAAAUGGAACUACUGUGACUAGCAAUGCUAUCUGUCCUAAUGUGCACUGGAAUAUUAACCAACAUAGCUUCAGAUUUGAUUUGAAGGUGAUGGAGUUAGAAGGAUGGGACAUAAUUUUGGGGGUAGAUUGGAUGACACACUUUAGUCCUAUCACGUUUGACUUCCAACAGCUCAGGAUAUCCUUACAUAGUGAAGGAAAUGAAAUUCACUUACAUGGACAAGCAGAGGAUAGUGAUAUGGAUUUAAUUAGGGGAAGGGAUAUGAGAACCUUCAUAGAGUAUAAAAGACAGAUGUGCUUGGCUUUGAACUGUAGGAAGGAGAUAGGAGAAGAGGUAGCUGUUAUUCCCCAGGAAAUUAUGGAAGUGCUUCAGGAUUAUGAUGAUGUGUUCCAGACUCCAAAAUCCUUGCCCCCUCCUAGAAGUGUGGACCACGAGAUCCUUCUCAAGAAGGAGGCACAACCUUUCAAAUUAAAGCCCUACAGGUACCCCCACUGUCACAAGGAGGAAAUGGAGAAACAGGUGGAAGAAAUGCUUCAAAAAGGGAUAGUUAAGUACAGCAACAGCCCUUUUGCUUCCCCUGUGCUGCUGGUUAAGAAGAAAGAAGGGACUUGA